UUUAUUCGUGUAUGUUUUAGUUUACAUACAUAUAUCAACUUACUUAAACUCAAUUCGAUUGCAUUUCGUUCAUACGAACGUAUUUCAAGGACACGCCGAAAUAUGAGAUUAUCGCACGUAAGACCGAUUAAGACAAUCUUGCUUAUAUUAUCGCAUGCACAUUGGUACUGCAAUCGUAAUCGUGCGACGUAUUCAAAACCAAUAAUUGCCAGAACGAGACAUAUCAAUGUUAAAACAUUCCUCGGGACGUGGAUUUUGCGCAAAGAAAUACAUCAUUUCCGCAUAUAAAAAGAUAUUCUGAAAUGAAAAAAAUUAGUAGUGCGCAAUUAACAAUUCAGUACUAAAGUCAUUUGCGUUUAUACAAGACGUUAUUCGUGUCUAAUUUCUCAUUAUGGCUCAAAGUCACAUCAUUUCUGCGAUCUUCCUGACGCUCGUUUCUGCAAAUAUGAUAUAUGGAGGAAUUAUACCAGAACAACUGUUUCACGAAGGCUUUAUCACAGAUUUUGCAAGUAUACCCAAGAUUCGCGAGUUAUCUCGUAAUUUUGCGACAUCAGCAGCUAGUACAGCAUCAAAUACUUUCAACGACUUCAGAACGCGUAUUGAUAACUUACGUACCGUUUUGAGUCAACGUAUAAAUAUUCCACCUGAAUAUCCUAUAUUACAUCGCAUCAUGCAUGGAGAUAUAUGGCCGAAUGUUGCGGGUCCAGCACCGAUUGUUUCUGGUCGUAUAAUAUCGCCACGUCCUAUAGGCAAUUAUAGAGGCAUUGGCGAUAGUAUUGGUGCUGCUUCCGCUGGAGCUGCAAGUUCUGCUGCAUCUAGAAGAUUAGCGAAGUAUUAAGCUCGCAAUUCACUGUAAAAUAUCGACGUUGAAAUUGAACAGUUAUUAUAUUAUCUGACAAUUAAUAUACAUAAUACAUAAUACAAGAUUUACACAAAGUCCUUAAUAUACUUACUGAUAGUAAGUUUGAUUAAGUACAUCGAAAUAAUAGAGUG
This is a messenger RNA of Mycetomoellerius zeteki, 993 nucleotides long. RefSeq lists its product as uncharacterized. The coding region runs from base 392 to 838 and encodes 148 amino acids. The record is from RefSeq and is a predicted model, not a curated record. The transcript has 2 exons. Lineage: Eukaryota; Metazoa; Arthropoda; Insecta; Hymenoptera; Formicidae.